AUGAUCUUCAUUCAUCUCGACAAGGGCAAGGAGUUCGUCGAUCAUCAUAACAUUUUCAUCGCUGGUUCGCCCGAGGUUACCGAUGGAAUCAAGGCUCAUCAUAGCAGCUGGGAGAUAGAUGAUGUUGACAGCCAAGUAGUUGGCCACCACUACUUGAUCCGCAAGGGACAUAUCAACGUUUUCGGCGUGGGAAGACAUGUCCUCGGCAGCCAGAUCUUUGAUUACUGGUUUGAUCCCUCUGGAUUUGUUGUCGAGCAUUACGUCGACGGCGACCUCGUGAACGAAGACUCUCCAAAUGCCAAUGAGCCAGCUGUUGCUGCCACAGUCUCCAGCUGGGGACCGGAUAUUCCUCGUGCCUUUUUCACGAAGAGAUACGAAGAUCUACCGGGACUCAAGGAUUUCCCUACCAUGCCGAUUGAGGCAUAG
Messenger RNA from Colletotrichum lupini, 426 nucleotides. RefSeq lists its product as uncharacterized. The record is from RefSeq and is a predicted model, not a curated record. The coding region runs from base 1 to 426 and encodes 141 amino acids. NCBI's taxonomy places the organism in Eukaryota, Fungi, Ascomycota, Sordariomycetes, Glomerellales, Glomerellaceae. The transcript is spliced from 3 exons.